GGGCCUCACUCUUUUUUAAGACCCUGGAGACUCCUCCUACCCUGGCCUCCUGGGAUGCUGACUCUAGGCGGACAGUGUCUGAGUGGUAAUCAUCAUUAUUUUAGUGGCUUACUCGGGGCUCCAUGCCAGGGACUUUUCCACAUGUCAUCGUCCCCAGUGCCUGGUGAGGUAUCCCUGUUGCACACGUGGGGAAACUGAGGCCCAGAGAUUCAAAGUCCCUUCUUUUCACUCAAGCUCACACAACCAGGAAAUGGCAACCAGGAUAACAACAUAGGUCUGUCUGAUGCCUGUGUGCCAUUGUGCAAGUGACUUACCCUCACUCAGCCUCAGUUUCCACAUCUGUUAAGUGGGGAUAUUGGUGGUACUGUUCUGUGAGGGUCAGUUUGAAAGCUCUUUGCCCUUAGGGGUGUGUGUAAUGGACUUCACACAGUGCAUACUUGCUCAGGGACCUGGCCUCAGGGGAGAGGAGGUGGGACCUGGGCGGACCCUGCUCCUCUUGGGUGGUGAGAAAAAGGAGAAACUUCAGGGGUUCAGGUUUCUGUCGCACUCGGGGCCCCAUGGAGCCUCCCGUGUCUGCACCGGAGCCCACAGCUGGCCCAGUGGGUGGCCUGUGGCCUGAGAGGAGGACACUGGUGCCAGUGUCUUCCCCCAGGGAGAAAAAAGGAAGGGGGAACUGAGAGGCCUCUGCUGGGAACUCCCCCUCCUUAGAACAGGCAUUGGGUCAGGCUACUUCUUCCCGAAGGGGGCUCCCAGCACUCCCCAAGUAGAAGCUCACCCAGCCUCCAAAAGGGGGUUCCGGCGAAAACCCCAGACUUGAGUCACAGGAACCCUAGAGAGAAGGCACUGCCCCUAUCAGAGAUGGCAUCUGCACACCCCCUCCAGACCUGCGGAUGUACAAACCAGAGCUCCUGGCGCCCUGCAGAGCUGAGUCACGGCACCGCCAUGCUCUGUCAAGAGGCAGAUGGAGCAUGAGGAGGAGAAGGACGCUUGGUGAAGGGACUGCCUGCUUUGAGGGUCCAGGGCGCGUCGGAGAGAGCCGCCUGGCCGAUGGAGAGAAGAGGAACUUGGCUGAAAUGUUCCCGGCGGGGACGCAAAGUUUCUGUUCUGCCUGUGCGCCCUUGCCUGUACCUAUGCCCGGGCCUCCCACUACCAACCUGGGAUUUAACUCUCACCGUCUAAGGUCCCUGGGUGGCGCAAACGGUUUGCCCGAAGGUUAGCGGUUGGAACGCACCUAGCGGUACCGCGGGAGAAAAGGCCUGGGGAUCUAUUUCUGUUAAGAUUACAGCCAAGAAAACCCUAUGGAGCAGUUCUUCUCUGUAACAUAUGAGGUCGUCAUGAGUCGGAAUCGACUUGAUGGCAACUAACAACAAAAACAACGUCCUUGGCUCUCCACUCCUGCCAAGGAAACAGAGAUGCAAUGACUUGCUCAAGGUCACACAGUAAGGAAGAGCAGAAGUGGGAUUAAAAACCACAUCUCCUUGACUCCAGACCAGUGGCUUCGAGGCAGCAGAGAAUGGGCCGAUGCCAUCACCCGGCCGCAGCCCCCUGGACUUGCAGGCAAGUCCAGGCCUGGUGCUGCAUGCUGCGGGGGCCACCAGCCAGCGCCGAGAGUCCUUCCUCUACCGCUCGGACAGCGACUACGACAUGUCCCCCAAGACUAUGUCCCGGAACUCAUCGGUCACCAGCGAAGCGCAUGCUGAAGAUCUCAUCGUAACACCCUUUGCCCAGGUGCUGGCCAGUCUCCGGAGUGUUCGCAGCAACUUCUCGCUCCUGACCAAUGUGCCCAUUCCCAGCAACAAGCGGUCACCGCUUGGCGGUCCACCCCCUGUCUGCAAGGCCACACUGUCAGAGGAGACAUGUCAGCAGUUGGCCCGGGAGACGUUGGAGGAACUGGACUGGUGUCUGGAGCAGCUGGAGACCAUGCAGACCUACCGCUCUGUCAGCGAGAUGGCCUCUCACAAGUUCAAGAGGAUGCUAAACCGUGAGCUCACACACCUGUCAGAAAUGAGCAGGUCAGGAAACCAGGUCUCUGAGUACAUCUCCACAACAUUCCUGGACAAGCAGAACGAAGUAGAGAUCCUAUCACCCACGAUGAAGGAGCGAGAGAAACAGCACGCACCGCGGCAGCAGCGACCCCCCCAGCACCCCCCGCCCCCUGUGCCGCAGUUCCAGCCCAUGUCUCAGAUCACGGGCGUCAAGAAACUGAUGCACAGCAGCGGCCUGAACAGCGCCAGCAUCCCCCGCUUUGGGGUGAAGACUGAUCAAGAGGAGCUCUUAGCCCACGAGCUGGAGAACCUGAAUAAGUGGGGCCUGAACAUCUUCCGUGUGUCGGACUACGCCGGAGGCCGCUCCCUCAGCUGCAUCAUCUACACGAUUUUUCAGGAGCGGGACCUGCUGAAGAAGUUCCGCAUCCCGGUGGACACCAUGGUGACAUACAUGCUGACGCUGGAGGACCACUACCAUGCAGACGUGGCCUACCACAACAGCCUGCAUGCGGCUGACGUGCUGCAGUCCACCCAUGUGCUUCUGGCCACACCUGCACUGGACGCCGUGUUCACAGACCUAGAGAUUCUCGCCGCCCUCUUUGCGGCUGCCAUCCACGAUGUGGACCACCCUGGGGUCUCCAACCAGUUCCUCAUCAACACCAAUUCGGAGCUGGCACUCAUGUACAACGAUGAGUCGGUGCUCGAGAACCACCACCUGGCUGUGGGCUUCAAGCUGCUGCAGGACGACAACUGCGACAUCUUCCAGAACCUCAGCAAGCGCCAGCGGCAGAGCCUGCGGAAGAUGGUCAUCGACAUGGUGCUGGCCACAGACAUGUCCAAGCACAUGACCCUCCUGGCUGACCUGAAGACCAUGGUGGAGACCAAGAAAGUGACCAGCUCAGGGGUCCUCCUGCUGGACAACUACUCUGACCGAAUCCAGGUCCUUCGGAACAUGGUGCACUGUGCCGACCUCAGCAACCCCACCAAGCCGCUGGAGCUAUACCGCCAGUGGACAGACCGCAUCAUGGCGGAGUUCUUUCAGCAGGGGGACCGGGAGCGUGAGCGCGGCAUGGAGAUCAGCCCCAUGUGUGACAAGCACACGGCCUCCGUGGAGAAGUCCCAGGUGGGUUUCAUUGACUAUAUCGUGCACCCGCUGUGGGAGACAUGGGCUGACCUGGUCCACCCAGAUGCCCAGGAGAUCCUGGACACACUGGAGGACAAUCGGGACUGGUACUACAGCGCCAUUCGGCAGAGCCCUUCACCACCGCCGGAGGAGGAGCCUGGGGGGCCAGGCCACCCACCCCCACCUGAUAAGUUCCAGUUUGAGUUGACUCUGGAGGAGGAAGAGGAGGAGGAGGUGACCACAGCCCAGAUAACAGCCACAGCCCAAGAUGCGUCCACAGUGCAAGAACUGUCCUUGGCCCAAAAAGUGCCCAUCACAGCCAAGGACACAUCUGUCAUAGCCCCGGCUGCAUCCCCAGCUGAGAAGCUGUUGGAGGUCAAGGGCCAGGACCCAUCCACAGAGGUAGAGAUAGAGGAAGUGUAUUUGACACGGCUGGCAGACCCAGCCGAGAAUGGGUCUAUGACGCAGGACCAGUCCACGUCCCAGGACACAUCUGUGGCUCUGGAUGCUGUAAGCUGCAGCAGCCCCCCUGUCCUGUUCCCUGAAAGCCCCCCUCUGUCUGCCUUGAGGACCCCACCCCCUGAAGAGGAGGCCCCGGGCCUCCUGGGCCUCCCCUCCACGGCGGCCGAGGUGGGGGCCCAAAGGGAGCAUCAGGCUGCCAAGAGGUCGUGCAGUGUGUGCACUGGGACAUCCAGCCAGGAUCCAGCCACAUUGCCAGCUCCCAGCGAGUGGGGGGCAGGUGGAGGCCCUACCUGAGCCCCAGCCCCCAGACCCUGUUGCCCUCCCUGCCCGCCUCCACCAUCACUCCCGGACCACCUCCUCUGCUGCCUCAAAAACUCUUGGGCCUGAGAAAAAAGAAAACAGAAAAGUGGCUUUUUUUCUCUUUUCUUUUUUUCCCCUUUUUCCCCACCCCCACCCAUGGGGCCUUUUUUUGGAGGUGGGGGCUGGGGAACGAGGGGCUGAGGUCUGGGAAGGGGUUUUAUUUUUUGAAUUUUAAUUGUUACGUUUUUAGAAAAAGAAAAAGAAAAAAAAAAAAAACCUGAAGGAAACACAGUAACUGUAGAUGCGCCUAUUCCGGGCUCCCUUUUCCACCCCCAUGCCCCUUCCCCCCAGGUUCCAGGCUCAGUCUUCCUGCCUCUUAGCCUGGGCCCAAACCAGGUGGGGAGUCCCUCUGGGCUUUUCUCCUGAAUUUGGAAGGGUCUCGAAAACCCAACCAGGAAUAGCCAUUUUGGGUGGCGCUGGCUGGGGUGG
Loxodonta africana (African savanna elephant) is the source of this 4359-nucleotide messenger RNA. RefSeq names its product phosphodiesterase 4A (gene PDE4A). Bases 1522 to 3864 code for a protein of 780 amino acids. The transcript is spliced from 16 exons. Gene Ontology annotation, molecular function: 3',5'-cyclic-AMP phosphodiesterase activity. NCBI's taxonomy places the organism in Eukaryota, Metazoa, Chordata, Mammalia, Proboscidea, Elephantidae. The record is from RefSeq and is a predicted model, not a curated record. Gene Ontology annotation, cellular component: cytosol; perinuclear region of cytoplasm; nucleus. Gene Ontology annotation, biological process: signal transduction.